AUGACUGUGAUAAGUAUUUUGAACGAGAAGAAUGGCGGCAACCAAAACGUUGUGAGAUUGAGAAUCGACGGAGAAGGCAACAUCUACUUUUCAUCAGGAAGUGACGGGUAAGAAGUUUUUGUGAGCCACUAUUACCAGAUAGGAAUCAUUUACCUUAUCGUUAUCAAUUUAUAUAGGCGCUUUUUUUCGUUAAAAUAGAACAGACUCUUCCUGACUAUCCUUUUAGCUUGGCAUUUUUUGUUUCAAAGGCUGAUUUUUAGACAAGUAUAUCGACAUUCAAUGGUUUUUUCGUAACAAAGUAAAAAAAUCAAAUGUCUAUGUUUGAGUUAAGUAGUACGUGUUUAAAACGAAGGAAAAAUAUUGUAACCUUUGAUAAGAGUUGCUUCAAUGUUAGUUAACAACCACUCACUGACACUGACGUAAAUAAUUGUUGCAAUAUAUACCACAUAGAAACCAAAUAUAUAAGCUUAUUUCUGUCAAUUGACCAAAAACGGAAAUUAAAUUGUUGACGCGCGACUUUGUCUCUUUGGCGACUUGGAGGUGAAUAGUACUUACAGAUACUGAUACAGAUCUUUAUCGAAGCGCCCUGACUGGGUUUUUCAGCAUCAAUACAAAUGGUUAAAAGAUAUAAAACUAAAACUAAGAAUAUAAAACAAUUGUUACAGCUGGAAAUAUACAUCAGAAGAAUAAAAUUACUAAAUAAUGAAGUUAACCUAAUAGCAGCUUCGUGAAUCUAUGUUUAAAUUUCUUGGGACAUUUGAAUUGCUCAAGAUUGCUGCUUAAGCUCAUCACUUCCAAACCAGCCAAUCAGCGCGCGCGAAAGGCUCUCUUCGCCUGCGUGGUAUAUACUAAAAUGAAAAGAGCUACAUAAAUUCAGUUAUAUUCAAUACUCUAGGGGAUAAAGAGAUUACCUUUUAGUGCAUACUUGGUUUUUUUUUUGAAGGACCUCCCUUUCCAACGUAUUCGCUACCAGUUCUCCGAAGAAUGAAAUGGUCUUUCUCUGUGUUCGUAUCCAAAGUAACCAGUCAUCUUAUAUAGAAGCGAUCGUAAAUGCAGAUUUCGGUUCAAAAAAGACUAGCGACGGAGUUAAGUACGAAAAUGUUCAGUGGACUCAAGUAAUCGUCGGACAAAACCAAAACAGUGACGGAACUAUUGCAAACGACACCCCAUUCUAUGGAAGGAUUUCGAACUUAAACAUCUGGUUUAAUCUCCCUGAUCACGAAAUUACAAAUUGGUUCAGAGGUCAGAAAUAUACCACACCUAACAUCCUUAAAUGGCCACAACUUGGUUCCUCCAAGAGAUUUGGAGACGUUCAUUUUGUAAAGGUCACUUCUGCUGAGAGACGUAAGUUUAAUGGACUUGAUACUCUGCCUUAUUAUCCAACUGCACUGAGUAGAUUGCGAAUAACGCGCGAAUCGAGUACAAAUAUCCUGCGAUAUUAUACAGUUGGUUAUUUUGUACAGAAAAAACCUGUUGAAUCGGUCGACUGCGCGUGCUACGCUUCUCUAUCUGCAUCGCUUUUCCUACUCUUACAGAAAUGCGCAUGAAAUAAAGCAGUUGGAUCAUAAAUAUCUCAUUAGAUUAGACUCAUUGUUUGUAGUUUGACACGCCCUCCGAGCUCGUCAAUAUACGGCACAAGUCGUAAAAAUACUCAGCGAUACUACACACCAAAAAGUCUAAUAUGAUAUAUUUAUUGUGCUUAAUGCAAAGUUAAAUUUAUCUCGAAAAAGUGGGUGGGAAGGGAUGGAGAGUUGGAAAGUGCUCAAGGACACCCGACCUUCUGUCGUUUACCAAUAACCCAAGGGAAAGCUAUAUUUGAAGCACAAAGCAAAGGAAACUGCUCAUCGCUAACUAUUAGAAAGGAUUUGGAGAUCUGACAAGGCUUGAAGGAGAGGGGAGGGUUUCGGAACCCUCUGACCUUCGCCCUCCCCCAGAUUUCCCCUUGUCAACACUCAAAUGAUGGCACAAAAACUGUUUUUAAUUAUUAAACUAAGUAGAGCUAUCGGGUGUAUAACUUAAUUACAGUGGGUGUAUUUAUAUUUUUCUAUUUAGAGUGGCAUGACGUUUUGGAUGCUGAGGUGCUUGUAAAAGAUUCUCUUAAUGUUGUUGCAAAUAAAACUGUUGAAAGUGGAUCUGGAGUUGUUAUCGAAGUUGAGCGUCAGUCACCACCAGUCUCUUGUAAUAAUACAAUCGAUUCGGCCACAGUUGACGGCGUGUUGAUAUCUGUAUCAGGAAGCUGGAAACGAAUUAAAUACAAGCAGACGUUCAUGGAAACUCAGAAAUGUUUUGCAAUUUUUGGGAGCGUUCCUACCUGGUGAGAUAUUUACUUUAUCUCUCAUAUUUCUCUUGUGAGUACGGUCCAUUUGGAAAGUCGAAGAAAGGGGAGGGUGAGGAUACUUUGGGAUUCAUUAAUUCUAAAUCUUGAAAAAGACUUUGAAAGGUCAGUGCGCCAACUUUCUUUCUAUUUAAGGAACUCACUGUGCAUGGAAUUGUUUCGUGAAUUCAAUUUUCCAUUCCUCAACCCCUCCUCGAACUACUUUUUCUCAUAUUGAGUGAGGACACAUCUGUGUAUUUCAUGAACUUGCGAAUUGCAGUUUUGGAAAAUCACUAGAUUUUCUGGCUGUCAACCUCGUUUAUUUGGAACGGCUUCACUUCACGUGUUUUAAAGCCCUGACAAAAAGCAAUUACAACAUUAUCUGGAGAAAAGCAAAAAUAACGUGCCAUAGAGGACUCAAUUUACGUUUUUGGCGUCAAACGCAGGAAAACAAGGGCAUAUCAGGUUGUAUCGUUACUUAAACAAAGCAGUGACUUUUUGAUUUUGGCCAAAAGAAAUAAUUUGACAAGUAACAAUCCUUGGUUAAUUCUUUCAUCACUACAGGGCGUCUGGUAUAUUCAAUCCCGGUGUUUCGGAUUUCGACCUUAAUUUGGAUGAACUUUGGAAAGAAGAAUAUCUUGGCCCAAAUGGUAAUAAACGCAUCUAAUAAACCUUGUAAGGGAUUUAAAGUUAACUGGUAACGUCACUUAAAGAAGUGUGCCUCAUGGGCCUAAAAUAAUUUGCUUUAGUAAGUUUUUCCCUUAAUUCUCAGAUUUAAAUUAUGAAACUAUUCAAAAAUGACGAUGGAACUUCACCGUGUGAUAUAUAAAAUGAAAUUAUUUAAAGCCCUCACUCCUCACCUCUAUAAGGAAAGGAAUACAGUUACGGCACUGAAAAACUCAUCAUUUAGUUUGCAUUUGGUGAUUGCUUCACUUGUAGUUGUAUCAUUUGACGACUCUUGCGUCCGCAUCACACUCGACGUUUCCUUUGCUGCAUAGUCUCACCGUUACAUCAAUUUGUUUUGGACAAAAAUAAAUCAUCGUGGUGUGAUCUUUAAGACUGUGCUAAUAUACACAGGAAAAACAUCUGUGUAGAGUUCAGCUAUUUAUGAUAACAAUAAGCAUGCCGAUGAUUAAACACUGUGAUACUACAUUAGAUUUGUCUCCCUAUUCUUUCAAGGCAAUCAUUUUGAUGGCGUGAAUGCUUUGUGCGGUGACGAACACUUUUGGAUGGUAAAUCAACCAAAUACUCCGGUAGCCGGUGUCAGUCUGAGACGAAAGAGCGGCGGGCUGACUGCCGGGAUAUCCACCUUCGGCAAGUGUGGGAUGUUCAAGUUCAAGAUUUCUGAUAUUCGUGUUCUGGAAUAA
This is a messenger RNA of Pocillopora meandrina, 3681 nucleotides long. Lineage: Eukaryota; Metazoa; Cnidaria; Anthozoa; Scleractinia; Pocilloporidae. The record is from the annotation of a GenBank genome assembly.